This is a messenger RNA of Fusarium verticillioides 7600, 2216 nucleotides long. RefSeq lists its product as hypothetical. NCBI's taxonomy places the organism in Eukaryota, Fungi, Ascomycota, Sordariomycetes, Hypocreales, Nectriaceae. The record is from RefSeq and is a predicted model, not a curated record. The transcript has 2 exons. Gene Ontology annotation, molecular function: zinc ion binding; DNA-binding transcription factor activity, RNA polymerase II-specific; DNA binding. The coding region runs from base 136 to 2034 and encodes 632 amino acids. Gene Ontology annotation, biological process: regulation of DNA-templated transcription; DNA-templated transcription.
CUCGACUUGUCAUCAACCUCACUUCAGUUACCAGAUCACGAUGAGCCUCUUCCUUCCAAAUCCCAUCCAAAGUAAGCGGAAAAUAAAAAUAAAUUGCGUCUCACGAAAGACAUAUGCCACCCAACAAACACCAUAAUGCCCAAGACAAGGCGAGAGCGAAGAGAAUCCCCACCCCGCCCAAAGAAAACCGCUCGAUUGACAUGCAACAACUGUCGUGCCCGCAAAGUCCGCUGCGAUGGAGGACAACCCGUCUGUGGUAUAUGCAUAGCAUACAGUGAGACUUGCAAAUAUGAUCGGCCGCCGCCCAUGACUCAAAUCCGCGCUAUGGCGGAUAAGAUAGCGCAGCUUGAGCAGACGAUCAAAGACCUUCAGAACAAGAAUGGAACUAGCACGGCACCUUGUCAAGCUGGCGCGGCAGAAAGCGCGAUAGUGCCAACGCUCAUAGAGCCUCUUCCGACCAUUGAGGUUGCGGAUGGCAACAUGGAUCCCACUCGGUCGUUUUACGACACUACAUCCGCAGUCCAUGAUCCUGGGGAUACGCCAUCGCAAGCAACAACGGGUCAAAUCACUGUCGCACAUAGCCCCGAAACACGUCAGCCUCUACCCAUGGAAACACCUGAGUUAAAGUUCUGGGAGGAUCAAGCCGUCGAGAGCGCAGCAGUUUAUCUCAGCAUUCCUGAGGAAGUGAUUCGACGUCUUUUCGCGACACAUUGGACGUGGGUUCACGCGAACUUUAUGUUUGUCCCACGAGCUUUAUUCUUUCGUGACGCCGCAGUCGGUGGAAAAUUCUUCUCCCCAUUUCUGUUGAGCGUGUUAUGUCUGCACUCGACGCGCUUCAGGGAACGGCAUUUGACAGAGCAGCUGCUUGCUAGGGCAAAGUUGGAGUUUAGUCAUGAGAUACACAAAGAAGGAUCCAUGCCAUUAGUUCAAGCACUGCUCCAGUUUAGUGCUCGCGAAAUCGGUAGAGGAUCUGUAUCGCAAGCUUGGCUGUACGGCGGGAUGGCAUUUCGAGUUGCUAUUGACAUUGGCCUGUUCUCACUAUCACCUGGGAAAUCUGAGGGCGUCGUAUGGAUGCAACUCGGGCGUCAUCUCGCAUGGUCUUGCUUCUUCUGGGACAAGACUUUGAGCUUGUAUCUUGGAAGAACACCGUCAUUACCUGAGCCGCCGAAAUGGGACCCUGCUUUACCAGAGGAGCCAGAACCCGAGUUCUGGCCGCCUUAUCCAAUUCCAGAUGAUGAAGCACUUCAGAGCUAUCAGCCGAGACCAUCGCACUUGUUACUGUGCUUUGCAUAUACUUGCAAGAUCAGCCUUAUCAUCAGCGAUAUUCUCUUCAGUAUUUAUGGAAGCAAACGAACCAAAGAUGUCUUGGACUUUGUGCAGACUACGAGGGAGAGGCUGCAUUCCUGGCGUUCAAGUUUACCAUCGGCUUUGCAUGUGGAUUACCAAGCCAAAAUAUGCCCGCCUACACAUUUCGUAGCCCAACAAAUGUUAUACCAUACCACCAUGAUCCUACUCCACCGGCCGUUUCUCAACAACCCAGCGUGCUGGAAAGCAUGUCAAGAGGCUUCUCAAGCCGUAGAACAACUUCUUCAGCUCCUCGAUAACACCUUCGGCUUCCAGCGUUUCACUUACAUUAUGGCUUACUGCACCUACACCGCAGCCACGGUCGUCGUGCAAGACAUGAAAAGCGGCAGGCCUGAUACUACCCAGCGAUUCAAGAUGUUUACGAGAGCUCUGAACGCCAUCACGGUCAGCUGCCCUGGCAUACAGCGUAGCAUAAAUAUUUUGAAAAGGGGACUUGGUGCUGUGUCGGUUGAGCAAGAACCCCCGGAUUUUCCGGAGCAGGCCCCGCAGAUACCGGCAUUUCCUUAUACGGAUUUCGGAUACGAUUUUGGUGAAGGGGUGGAUGCGACGAGUCAUGACACGGCUGCGAGCUCGAAUGAGUUCUUUGACCUUGAUUCUUUUCCGCAGUUGUGGUUUAACGAGUUCUCUGAUAACGUGUUUGAUGACAUUCACGCCGAGAAUCCAGCGUAAAUAAACACACAAGGUCGUAUCCAAUUGGGAUGUCACUUAUGGACUACAUAGAAAGUCAUGAUCGACAUUAAUACCACCACCCUGUCAUAUAUGAUAUUAAAAAUCAAAAGAAACAUGCACGAAACGUAAGAUUGAACUGAGCCCUACGCCAGCUUUCUAUCGUCGUGCAUAUGAUGAGACUC